Xyrichtys novacula (pearly razorfish) is the source of this 11273-nucleotide messenger RNA. NCBI's taxonomy places the organism in Eukaryota, Metazoa, Chordata, Actinopteri, Labriformes, Labridae. The record is from the annotation of a GenBank genome assembly.
UUUUGUCUGUUCGGGCAAGUCUACCCUGACGGUUACGAACAGCCGUUCCACCUUGAAAAACAAUUGAAAAUGUUGUUCUAGCUUUUCUUUUUGUGUCUUACUAUUGACCGAUCGCUGUAUAAAAAUUAUAUAAAAGAUUUAUAGGUCGAGGAGGCCCCUCCUCUUCGAGAUCGACCCAUUAUUCAGCUGAAAAACGCGGUCCAGCUGAGACAUGUCGAGUGAGGAAAGCUACUUGGCCAUCAUACGGUACCUGACUAAUGAACGGGAGCCGUACGCGCCGGAGACCCCAAGUAACACCAAGAGGAAAAUACGGAAGGCGGCUGUCUGCUAUGUUGUAAGGAACGGGACUUUGUUUUACCAGCGUCGCCUGAAGGGGCAGGAUGGUUUCACGGAGCUGGAGGUGGUGCUGCAGGACGGCCGGAGGAAGGAACUUAUCAGCGCGAUGCACAUUAACGAAGACGGGGAACACCUGAACCGGCAGGUCACCUGGGAGACAAUUUCUCAGAAGUACUGGUGGAGAGGUAAGAAACUGAAGCUGUAACUGUGGAGAAAUGUUUGAACAGUCAGUUUAAGGUGUAGGAAUUAGCCGAUGUUGGUAGAGAGGCUGGAACAAGCAGAGAAACGCCACCCACUCAACACACUGACACUCUUGUCUCCAUCUAGUGGUCAGAUUAGGUACUGGUUAGGUACCUUAACCUUAUAGACAGGGUAAUAUUGAUAAAAACGCUCAGUUUAAAAAUCUGCUUUACCUCUGAACAAAAAGAAUAGUAUUUUUAUAGGCCAGAUUUAUGUAGCACCAUCCAGCAAAGUACUACUCUUUCUAAAAGCAGCCCUGAGCCAAUAAAGCCUCAGCACAGAUUAUUACCAUUUCUUAAAUAAAUCCAUAUCAUUCUAAUCCCACUUUCCUGCUUUAGCUUCACAUUCAUUUGUGUAUUUUGUGUAAACUCAGAUCAGUGUAACGAUUGUGUAACAAAGAAUGCAGACUCAGAUGUGAGAUUAGAGCUACACUAUAACACAGUUAAUCUUGAUUGUAUCUUUUCCAUGUAUCUUUCUUCAGUCUUUCUCCUUGGUAGAGGAAGGAUGUUCUGUUUCUUAUUAAACAAAUAUGCAACCUCCACUGUGGUGUUUCCGCUCUGCUGUCUCUCAUUUCUCAAGAGACAAAGAUAAUUGUCCUAUAGGUCAUGUGUAGAAAGGCAGUGGUCUGUUACUGCAUUAAUACACCAAAGGCUCUUCCUCUCACUGCCUUUGAAUGCCAUCUGAAAACACAUUUCAAAUACUCAGUUGUUUCUGUGACUUAUAAUAAACUUUUUCAUUAAUUUGUUGUUGCUUUUCAUACCUUUGAGAAGCACUUUGUCAUUUUUCUUGCAGGACAGCACUGUUUACAUGACAUUUAUUCUCAUGUCUAGACAUUUCACCAGUAAAAGUUUCAUUAAAGCAUCAUCUUAUUGGCUAUUCUGAAGAGUAAAAAUGGUCUUUUGGAGCCAGAACUCAUGUAAUGCUGAAUUUCCCUACAAACUUUUUAGUAGAUUCAAUAUUUUUGCUCAUCAGACAAUUAAAACCGUGUACUUUAUGCUCUUAUGUUUGGGGUAAAAUUUAUUAAAAGUAAAAUUGUAAAUCAAAUUCAGUUUGGAUCAAUAUUUUGUCUCCAUGAUUGUCCUGUCCUUGUUUCUGGCGCCCUCAGGUAUCCUGAAGAAUGUGAAAGACCACAUCAAAGAGUGCGCUCAAUGUCAGGUCAGACGAGGUCUUGAUGACACCUCAGGGACUCGUCUGUUCUCCCGUCCGGGGAGACGCAAGGCAAACAUGAAUGAGGAGGAGGAUGAGGAUGAGGAGGAAGAGGAGGGAGAUGAUGGAUUCUUCACAGACUCGACUAGUCAACUUAGGUCCAAGUUGGCCAAAAUGUCCAAGCACGAACUGGUGUUUGUAAGUUUGUCAGAAUCUUUGCUUUCAUUCCCUAAAAUCACAGAGACGACCUGAUGAUCCCUACAGCUAAGGCUGCAAUUUGUCUUUAAAACAUACUUUUUUCAGCUUUUACUGAAUUUUUGUGUCUGAGAUGUAUCUCGAUUAGAACAAAAUCCAAGAAACUGCAGUAUAUUUUAGUGCUAGUAUGUCAGAAUCAGCUUUUUUGGGCCAGAUACGUAUGUUGGACUACAAGCAUGAAGCAUAAAACAUUAAAAUGUUUAGCAGGGUUCCUACUAAAGUAUGGAAAGUAUGGAAAUAAGUUUAAUCAAUUUCCAGGUCUCAAUAGUCUGGAAAAAUAUUUAUGUUUCCAGACUAUUACCACCGUUCUAAAAUACUUUUUUCUAAAAAAGAAAAGUAGGUAUUUCCACAAAUAAUUCUAAAAAGGUAGGGUAUGGAAAAGUAUGGAUAUUCCAACAGUGUAGGAACCCUGGUUUAAGUUGACAUGUAACAAUACUGCAGGCCACUGAUUUACUGAAACCAUCUGAUGAAAGGAAAACUUCUUCACACCAAUAUACUAACUGACUUUUACAGCUGGUGACCACAUCUGGCUGCCACACAAGUCUCCCUCUUCUCUCUUUCAGUCUUUUGAGUGUUUCUGUGUCUCUUAAAUUGCAGUUCUUAAAGGCGUUCACAGUAAUCAGUCUGCACCCUUUGUCACGGUUGAUAUUAGAACCACUCAGUUUCUACUUUGGUUCCUUUUUAACGCCUGCAAACCAGAACAGCUCAUUACAUGGCUGCAGGCAGAAAGGCUGGCAUGUGAUGUCUCUGAGAAUGAUGCAAAAACAAACAGACUUUCAGAUGGUGAAGUGAAAGACUGAAGUUUUUCUAAGUGGAGGGAACUCAACAAUGCAGAAACCCUUAAAUUGUCUACGUCAUGUGCUCCUCCCAGGUGGACAGUAAAGGGGAGGUGAACCAGUUCCUGCCCAAACACAGCCAAACCAUGUUGGACAAACUGAACCAUCAGCGGCUCAAUAACCAGUUCUGUGACAUCACUCUGCUGAUCGAAGGAGAGGAGUACAGAGCGCAUAAGGCUGUGCUGGCGGCGUGCAGCGAGUACUUCAAUGAGCUCUUCUUUGAGAAGGGGGCUGCCUCCACACAUGAAGCCGUGGUGGACCUCUCAGGUGAGACUGUGGAGUUGUUCUGUGUGCUGAAUGUUCAGUCUAAUUUCAUUGUUGUAACCUUCCUCCCUCUGCCUCUGCAGGUUUCACCAAAGCCAGCUUCCUCCCUCUGCUGGAUUUUGCCUACACAUCCAUGCUCACGUUUAACUUCUGCAUAAUGGCAGAGAUUGCAAACCUGGCGCGUCAUCUGCUCAUGACAGAGGUGCUGCAGAUCUGUGAAUCCGUCCAUAAGCAGGUGGAGGCCCAGAAGCUGACUGUGUAUCAGAAGGGAGACGUGCACACGGUGGUGUCUAGCGAACAGGUCUCUCAGGUCGGCUCCAAGGACGAGUCUGGUGCCUACACACUCACCAUACAGAGCGAUGGCCAGGCGAUGGUCACACAAGGAGCUGUGGCUCUGACAGGGGAGCCUUUAGCUUUUGUUGCAGCUCCUGCGGAGGCGUACAUCCAGCAGCCAAUGGCUGUCGUGACUGAAGCUGUAGAAGGAGACUCUGUGCAGCACGUGGAGGCCAGACAAAGUGAAACAGUGACUCUGAUCACUCACGGCACAGCUGCUGAGCCGGGGGAGACUGUUACUCUCAUUUCCUGCAGUGCAGAGGGGGCAGAGGGGGAGACGAUGACCGUGGUCACCCACAGCGGUCAGGCUGGAGAGAGCGAGUCUCUUGCUGUGGUGUCAGCCUGUCUGGCCAUGGAGCAGCCGCAGGUCACAGAAACAGGAGCCGUAGUUAUAAAUGUGGAGUCAGACAAAGUGAUCCCCUCAGAGGAGGACAAACAAACAUCUGAAGCAGCAACAACAUCUCAGGAGAAAGUCGAAGCAGCACCUGUACCGCAGAAACGCAAAAGAGGACGUCCAGCCAAGGUGAAGAAGGAGGUGGAGGUAGAGGAGUAUGUGCCUCUGGAGGAGGAGGACCCCUCUACUGAUGAAGGACCUGGAGACAAACAAGACAUGACGUCAGAUGAACCAAACCGACGACAACUCAGGCAGCGCUCCAUGGCUGAGGGUGGGUACGCCCGUUUACACAUGGGGCUGGAGGAAGAAAAGGAGGUGAAGAAAGGAUUGACUCCGGCACGAGCUGCCACACCAAAGGUACACGGUUACAUUUAAAGGAACAGUCAGUAUUUUUUCAAACCCAGGAUCUUGUUCAAUGCAUAACAACAAAACAGGCUGUGAUGGCUUUAAGUGGGAUUUGGUUUGAGGUAGGGGUGUCCCGAUACAACUUUUUUUACUUCCAAUAUGACACCAAUAUUGUAGCCUUCAGUGUUGGCCAAUACCAAUAUUGAUCUGAUAUUAGCACAAAAUUGUGCAUGACAAGGUUUGGACUCAGCUGCAACGUCUUUUUCUGGAUUAGACAAAAAAUGCUGCCACAUAGCCGACAUCACUCUUACUCCUUCUUACUUUGUUAGUGUCUUAGUACACACUGUUGUUGUGAUUACGUGGGCUUUGCAUGCUGGAUCAAGGCGCUGCUAGAUAGAGGUUCUGGAGCAGAGUCUGGAAUGGACUGCUUGUACUCCAGUGCUGAUAUCAGAGAUUUUAAAUGCAGGCUGAUAUAAUCCGAUAUUUUUUAUUUAUUUAUUUUUUUGCUGAUAUUGGACCAAUAUCAAUAUCAGACCGGGGCAUCCCUAGUUUGAGAUCCAAUACAAUAUUUCUGUGGAUGUAAACAUGCAGCCUCUAAGGUAAGUCUGCUGACGGUAACACAACAAAACCCCAGUCACAUUCCCUGUGUUUUCAAAAAACAAACAAACAAACAAACACUCAUAACACUGAAUACAAAAACACCAUAACCAUUAAAAGCUUCUGUGAGGAUCUGUGGCUCUCUCUGUGGACAGUAUGAUAGCCUGUCUAACCGUCAACAUCAGCGCUCCCGAUGUUGCAGCACUCCUCCCUGCCUUUCCAAGUGCCGACUUGGAGAGCCUGAGCCUGAGGGAGGGAGAGCAGCGCAAAACCCAGCAGAACAGAGCACGCAUGAGUGACAACACUGUCAUUGGAAAGUCAGAACACUUGAGAGGAAGAGCUGGGGAGGAGGUGGGAUGUGGGCAGCACGCAGUGCAGCAGGGUUGAAGCAGAUUUAAAUAGAGCGCCCAAUAAGAUCAGCUGAUCUGGUUGUGAGACGUGGCAAUCGGCUGGUGUGAGCCCGCCCACAUCAGCUGAUGAGCGAGAGCUGGGCAGAGCAGAUUGACUCUGUGGCCUGUCUGAACUACCGCUAUGCUUUAUCAAGUCUGCAUUUCUUUCUAAAAACAGCACUAUAGCUUUGUGUUUAUGGUCCUUUCUUAAUAUGACGGGAGUAUUUACAGUUGGCAGCAGUGAAGCGCUUCUCUUUCUUUUGGAAACGAGGAAUGUUCCAUGUCUGUUAUUCUGAAUCUUUUCCUUCUCUCUUCAUUUUGCUGCUGCUCUGUAGGGUGAUUAAGUAAUUUGGCCUUUGCAUAUAAUGAAACUAAAAUUGUAGAAAUGUGACAAAAGUGCAAAUCCACUGUUUCAUUAAAACUACUGAAAAGCUAUAAAAAAACAUAAUGAUGCUUUAAAAGUUAGUGGUUAGUUAAUAAAUUCAGACAAAAUAGGAACUCCUUGACGUAAAUUGGUGCAAAAAUAAGAGGUUGUAUCUAAACAAAAAGGACAAAGAGGGAAAAACAUCUCACAGUCAGGCGCUCGAAACAAAUGUGUGAGAAUCAUGUUUUUAGGCCAAAAUUAGCAGAGACAGGAUCUCCAGACCUCCUCUGGUUCGGCGUGUCCUGACUGUACAGACUGUGGUUCAUCAAACUUCAGAUAAGAUCAAAUAAAGUCGACUUCAUGGUCUCAGAGGGAACAUUUGCCUCAGGCAUGAGUGCAAAGUUUUCUGCCACCAAGUGUUACAUAAAACAAACAAUGCAAACUAGACCUGACCAUGAAACAACAAGUACAGAUGAAAUGUUUGAACAAGUCCCUAAACUUGUACAAUAAUAAGCCUAAAACAGUUUACAAGACUGAAAGCCAAAGGCUAAAAAGAGGACAGACAAACAGAAGACAAUGAACUGUGUUUCAGUCUGUGUCUUCAAAUAUAAAAUGAUCAUCAGGAGUCAGGUUAGUCCAGCAGAUCAAACCUGUUGAUCUGAUACUUCCAGGCUCUGCGAUGUCUGUUCAGUUCAUAUCUAGGAACAGGCGACUUCACUGAAUACUGAGGUUACUUCUCCACUUGAUGAAACCAAAUGUUUACUUGCAUCCAUCAAAGUCUGCAGAUACUGUAACACUCCACCAUAACCUUCAGCUCAUCCCUGCAGUGCCCUUGUCUGGCUUUUUGUACUCUCCAAUCACAUCCCUGAAUGUUGGUUUCUGUAAAAGUCUGUUGAGUUUAAAGAGGAGGCUUUUUCUGGGUUACAUAAAAGCAGCUUAUAAAGGUGCAUGUUCGCAGAGACCCUAGUCUACAAUAUCUGCACUCUCAGAACAAAAAGUACUUAAACAAUGCACUAAAGUGUAGGAUUGGCAGCUGAAGCAUACUUGAAAGCAUGUAGAACCUGGUUCAGCUCACUGCUGAAAUACUCUAUCUGAGAUAUUUCAAAUCUUAAGUACCUGCUGGUAUUUUGGACCCCAAAUAAUGUUCAAAACUUGGGGCAGAAUUUUAUUUUCCUUGUGAAGAGAUAGAAGUUGUAGAUGGUAAAUUAAAUCUAAAUUUUGUGUUUUUAGGUUACUGUCAGGACCGGCAAGAGGGGCAGACCACCAAAGCAGCCAGUGGAGACUCAAAGUGAAGGUCCGCCUGUCUCUGAGUCAGGAGCAGAUCCAGAGGCUGGUGCUGGAGAGAGUGUAGAGACAGCAGAGCUCAGCACAGACGAGGUGAGAAUGAAGGAAGGAGACACAGAGACCGGAGGUAAGGAGGACAAAACUCCUGAGGAGAGCACAGAUGGAGAACACACCUGCUCUGAGUGUGGCAUGACCUUCCCCAGACGCUACUCCCUCAUCAUGCACUCGCUCAAACACGAGAAGGCUCGGGGUUACAAGUGCACUGUGAGUACCAUCACCGGUCAGCAUGUCUCAGUUAUACGUUCAUGUCAUACAUGUUGUAACGCUGGUGUGUCUGUGUCUCUUCAGCUGUGCAGCAAAGAGUUCCAGUACGCCGCCUCCCUCCGUGCCCACCUGGCCCGACACAAGCAGCAGAGCAGCCACCGACCCCCUGCCAUCAAACCCCCAGCAGAGCAGAGCUCAGAGGGGAAGGCAGACAGCGAUCUGGACGACAAGACUUCAUCUCCUCACACCAAAAGAGAAUUUGUUUGUGACAUCUGCGGGAAGACUCUACCAAAGCUGUACUCUCUUAGGAUCCACAUGUUGAACCACACAGGCGUCCGGCCUCACUCCUGUAAGGUCUGCGGGAAGACGUUCGCCCACAAACACAGCCUGAAAAUGCACCGAGCGCUGCACGACGUCACCAAACAGUUCCAGUGUCAGUACUGCAAGAAGUCCUUCGUCAGUAAGAGGAGCAUGGAGGAGCACACCAGUGUCCACACAGGUCAGGACAGACCACGAGACAGAUGUGUCUUUUGGGGGUGGGGAUGGGCGGUAAAGAAAAAAAAAUUCAUAUCACAAUUUCCUUUUUUUUGCAAAAUCACUAUCACAGCACCUCUUCUGUAAAUUCAAUGAUACACUUAAAAAAAAAGUAACUCUCAAUUCUUCAACAGGUGAAUCAAAGUACCUCUGCAACACAUGCGGUACAACCUUCCACCGAGCCUCAGCUCUGAGCAAACACCUGAAGAAGCACCUGCCCAGACCUGACGUCCGUCCAUUCGCCUGUGCUCAGUGCGUGUUUCCUCAUGUCUCUGUUGUGAUUCGAGGCUCCAAACUUAAAGGCGUCCUUCAUUAAAAUGUCCUUCACUUUUGUUUCCUGCAGCUGUGAUAAGAGGUUCUUUGAGGCCAAAGAUCUGCAGCAGCACAUGAACAAACACAUGGGUCUGAAGCCGUUCCAGUGUCAGGUGUGUGGGAAGUGCUACAGCUGGAAGAAGGACUGGUACUCGCACGUCAAGUCUCACAGUGUGGCCGAGCCCUUUAAGUAAGUCUGACGGAACAGGCGCCUGCAGUGUCUCUCUGUUUACACUAAUGCGGUGUCUUUUUUUGAGUAACCAUUUUAUCCCUUUGUCAAAACAAAAAACCAUGGAUACAGUAGGCUUAUGCUGCGUUCCAGUUACCUCAGAAGUCGGAGCUCGGAUUGAUGCUACACCCGAGUUGACGGCCUUCCAGUAACCAAGUUGUAAAACCAAGAUGGAUGCCUACUGUUAGCCAUUGUUAGCUGUUGAUUACAAUUGUCACCUGCCGAUAGCCGUUGUCAGUUGUUGUUAGCUGUUGUCAGUUGUUGUCAGCCAUCGUCAGUUGUUGUUAGCUGUUAGCUAUCCCAGUUGUAAACACAGUAUUUUACUCUUACGAACACCAUAGCACCAUGUUCACAGUUAGACGUGGGGCAGUACAACAUAUACCACUUAUUUAAUUUCACAAAAACAAACCAGAGGUGCUAAUAAAUAAUACAUUAUUAGAGCUUUCACUGUUACUCUUUCCUGUUGAUGCACUGCACUGCCAUCUUGGUUUAUGACGUUGUUGUCAAGUCAGGGUUGGUGAAGAUCGCCCGACUUUCCAAGUCAGAAAUCCAACCUUAGGGGGGCAUUCCAGAUGAAUUUUCGACUCGGAGCUCAGAAAUUCCGACUUCUGAGUACAACUGGAUUGCAGCAAUAACAUAGACCCCAUGCUCUGCAACCUCUUCCUGAGAAAGUUGACAUGUUGCCGCUUCAUAUCCACAGGUAGAUCCGAGAAUAUGUAGAAUCACAGUUCAGCUCCUUUGUCCUCCCCGCAGCUCUCAGGAUAGUUUGUCUGUCAUUCCACCUGAACAACUGCUUUAGGUGUGGACGAGGCAGUUCAGAUGGUCCUUGCCAGGGAUGUAGACUCUAGUGCCGUCUUGCCGCCUCUAGCUCCAUGUCAUUUUCUUUUAAGUCCAAAUAUAUCUCAAAAUGCCCUUUUUAUGAAUACUUAGGAGCGAAAAAACAAAGGCUUUAAGGUCUGUCACCUGCAGACGAGAGUUAACAUGCCAUGCCUCCUACUCAUGUGACUUAAUGCAGUGUCUUUGGAGAGCUGAGGUUCCUUCUUUACAGUUAACAUGAUGACAGAUGGUACCAGAGUUUGUUCUUAGUUCUCAGAAAGCAUGAAAAAGGCAUCCUCUGCAGCCCUCAUGGAUCUUGUGUUUCCCUUGUGUCCUCAGGUGUAAUGUCUGUGGGAAAGAGUUCUUCGAGAAGGCUCUGUUCAGGAGACACGUGAAGAAAGCCACGCAUGGGAAGAAAGGCCGGAUCAAGCAGAACCUGGAGAGAGAGUGUGAGCAGUGUGGGAGGAAGUUCACUCAUCUCCGGGAGUACAGACGCCACGUCAACAACCACCAGGGUGAGACUCCGAACCACAGACGGUGUGGAGGAUCUGGGUUCAUGCAUUUUAAGCUUAAGUUUAGGCCCAACCUCGACAGCCUAAGCAAACCCACCCUACCUGAUCUUAAAAACCCACCUGACAGAUCAGUCCUUUUGAUUUACACCAUAUGGAUUUAACCAUGAUGCUCAUUUUGUGAGAGUAAAAGGUGCCUGAGAGAGAGUCCACAUCUUUUCCAGAUAAACAGUUCAGUAUAAUGUUCAUUUUAUCUUAUUUUUUUACUGGUUUCAUCUUGAAGUUCAAAGUUCUGGUAAAGAGAUAACACCGCUUGCAGUUGAAGUAGCUGGUUUUGUUUUUAGAAGCACAGUUUUCUUACAAACAUCAUUGCUUUGAGACUUGGUUUUUACUGCAGUGGAGUCUCCCCCUGCUGGUUAUUGGGAGGAAUUAUAGUUUUAAAGCCACUUCAGCUGCUUGUCACUUUUUAAAGCUGGAGGUUAUAUCCACUUUUCAUCAGUCUGUACUCAGAACAGAAGGAGUCUAGGGGGGUAUACAAUAAAGAAAGCUUAAAGCCUUCAGGUCCUAGAGGAGGUUCCAGGUUCCUGUAUCAGAUACUCCACUUCAUCAGAGAACACAAACAUAACUUCAGAGGUGCAGGUAUUUAGUCUAAUGAGUGAACUGAGAUGGAGACAGAUCCAUUUUAUAAUCUGGGUUUUUGCUUGAGAACAAUUUUUUUAAUAGAGUUGGAGUUGGCAGAAUUAUCAUGCAGGUGCUGUGGAUAUUAAAUAUCUUUAUUCUGUAAGAAUUUUCUCUGAUUUCAGGGUCCCAAAGAUUCUCAUGCUUCAACAGCUGGUGAUCAGUAUAUCCCAUGUCCAGCAGGGACGAAUUCAUUAAAGGCACUUUGGAUCCUAGUCCAAGCUGUAACUGUAGUCAGGUUAGAAGAGAGCCAGCUUCAUGACACAGAAAACUCUGGCUUUAGGCUCAUCACACCCUCUCACCUCACUUGGUGGUCCACUCUGUCGAUAUUUUGUUCUUGAAAGCUUGUUCUUGUUUUUCUCUGUCAGGAGUGAAACCUUUCGAAUGUCUGACUUGUGGCGUCGCCUGGGCCGAUGCUCGCUCCCUCAAACGCCACGUCCGCACACACACAGGUGAGCGACCUUACGUGUGCCCCAUGUGUCAGGAGGCCCACAUUGACGCCCGCACCCUCCGUAAACACAUGGCCAAGUACCACAGUGACAACUUGCCAGGGAAGAUCAUGCUGGAGAAGGACACGCUGCAGUUCCACAACCAGGGCACACAGGUGGAGCACGCUGUCAGCAUCCUGGCGUCCGAGCUGCCCCCAGAGCUCCGCCCUGCCCAGCAGACAUCUGCAGAGGAGAUCGAGACGGUCCUGAUCACAGAGGAGACAGUGGAGGCAGUGGAGGCCGUGCAGCCCAUGGUGGAAGCGGUGGGUGAGGGCGCGGUGACGACACUGUCUGAUCAGGGCAUCAUGCAGGUGGUGAACUACGUCCUGGCCCAGCAGGCGCUCACAGGAGGCAAACUGGAAGACGCCCCAGAGGUAAUUCAGACUAUGGAGGUGGAGGUCUCUCAUGUGGCCGAGGUGGAGUAACCUAAACCUCCACAUAUGGACUGACCACAGAGUUUGUCACAGCAUGUAAGAAAUGUAGCAGAGUGUAAAAAGAGGAUUAUUUUUCUGAGGAUGUAAAUAAAUAUGAAUGGAAUCUGCUCAGCUUGAACUGAGUGCUGCAGGGUUUGUGUGCAGGCAGUCUUAUAUUUGUGUUCAAUGUACAUAUAUAAAUCAACGGAAACAAGAGCUACUGAAAUAAAGGUAGACAUGAAGACAA